GUCGUGACAUUACGGUAGAUUCGCUUUCACCUCUUUCCAGACGACGGCAGAGCGUGACAUAACAUUCAUAGUUUUAUGCACAGGAUCAUUGAAAUCAUUAUUCCAGACGGUACGAAUGAUACAUUGCCACAACUACUAAUCAUUAGCGAAAAAACACUGCGAUUGUCGCUUAUCAGCAAACGGCUCGUGCAAUUCCAGUUAGUACUGUAACAAAUUGUGUGUGAACUAGACCUGUGCUGGCAAUUCAUAUCGCGAAUACUGGAGGAACACGUGAAAUAAAACGACAGCCUUUCCCCCGUAAAACUCGUCCCUGUAAUUUAUCCCAGCUAGCAAAAUGAGCGACGAAUUCGAUGGAUGUGAAUGCAUUUGGAGUCACGAGAUCGCAAUGCGGCGGCUGUUAUCGCUGCUCCGAAAUGGUCAGUCCUACUGUACGGAGAACGAGUGCAUCGACUUGCCCAACGUGCCGAAUCAGGGUAUUGGAGACAACUUCUUCAUGAUGAUGCUGUUCAUGAUCUUUGCUGUGAUAUUGUACAUGAUGCGGCCGACUUCGCUCCGCAGGCGGAACGAUUUGAACAAAGGGCUGCCACCGUCCAACGAUGGACCUAAUAACGAUGGUGCACCGCCUGCCGUCAAUUGAUGAGAGUGGUCACUGACCAGCUAAAUUUUCGUUUGUUUUUUUUUUAAUUAUCCGGAACAUAUGAACAGGUCUUUUUCUCCAAUAUAUGUGGUUAGAGUGACGAUCAAACUUUAGAUCCGGAUUGUGACCAACUUUUUUCGAUUACAACUCUACAAGCAUGUUCAACCCAAAUACAACUAAAUAACUACAGACACGUGGCAUGCGAAAUUGAAAGCCGAUUACACUAAAAGAAAGGAAAUUUGUAUUCAAGUUAACAAUCGAGGGUUCCACUUGAGGAUUGUAUUGUUUAUAGCAAUCAUUCCUGUUCAUUAUUUAGAAUAGUCUGGAAUUUGAUGUCCUUAAUUAUUAUUAUGUUAAUGAAUUUUAGUUCCACAGUAUGUUUUGUUAGCAUCUCGUUAUUCCCGUUAUGCAAACCAAUAGCCUUCAGUGAUAGAUAAUUAAAGAUAUUGUAGAGACUACACUCUCGGACGGUGAAUGGUUGAUGCACUUUAUUUUUUAUUUAAAGUAUUAACUUUAUCACCCCUAUUAAAUUUCCUUAAAUCAAACAUGUAUAACACAUUUAACGGUUAUUUUUAUAUUUAUUUUAUGGUAUAACAAUAAUGUAGAAACACACACAGAAAAGACAUUUUGAAACAGAUGGGACCCGUUACGUUGAACUAAAAUUGCUUCCGGAACCAUGAAGAAGUUCAUUAUUGCCACAAUUCGAACACUGGGCUGUGCUGCUGUUGCAAGAAUCGCACUUUUAAAAAUAUUUCAGGCAAAAUCGUCUGACUUUUUCGAAGUUCUCGCUUGAGUCGGAGUGGUGUGUCCCGCAAAAUGUGCAGCUAUUGGUUGAGAAGCAGUUUAUAGAAAGGUGAAUGUCUGUUUUGGUGCUUUCUUUUAUGUAUUGUAGAUUUAUAUGCAUUGUAUCUUUAUCAAAAUGAAAACUUAUAAAACAAAACAA
Messenger RNA from Topomyia yanbarensis, 1580 nucleotides. RefSeq names its product small integral membrane protein 14. The record is from RefSeq and is a predicted model, not a curated record. Gene Ontology annotation, cellular component: endoplasmic reticulum. Lineage: Eukaryota; Metazoa; Arthropoda; Insecta; Diptera; Culicidae. The transcript is spliced from 5 exons. The coding region runs from base 335 to 637 and encodes 100 amino acids.